This is a messenger RNA of Ochotona curzoniae (black-lipped pika), 930 nucleotides long. RefSeq names its product aminoacylase 3 (gene ACY3). The coding region runs from base 1 to 930 and encodes 309 amino acids. NCBI's taxonomy places the organism in Eukaryota, Metazoa, Chordata, Mammalia, Lagomorpha, Ochotonidae. The transcript is spliced from 6 exons. Gene Ontology annotation, molecular function: aminoacylase activity; hydrolase activity, acting on ester bonds. The record is from RefSeq and is a predicted model, not a curated record.
AUGAGUUCGCGGUCCGCGACCCGGGAGCCCCUGCGCCGCGUGGCCGUCACGGGCGGCACCCACGGCAAUGAGAUGUCCGGGGUGCACCUGGUGCGGCAUUGGCUGCGGGCCCCGGGGGAGCUGCAAAGACCCAGCUUUGCCGCCUUGCCUGUGCUGGCCAACCCUGCAGCUGCCGCCACAUGCCGCCGCUACCUGGGCUGCGACCUCAACCGCGCCUUCACCAGCGCCUUCCUCACUGCCCAGGCCACCCCGGAUGACCCAUACGAGGUAACAAGAGCCCGGGAACUGAACCAACUCCUGGGGCCCAAAGGCUCGACCGAGGCCUUCGACCUGAUCCUGGAUCUGCACAACACCACAGCCAACGUGGGCACCUGCCUCAUCGCCGAGAGCCAGCAGGAAGUCUUCAUCAUGCACCUGUGCCAUCACCUGCAGCUGCAGAACCCGGAGCUGGCCUGCCGGGUCUGCCUGUACAAGCGGCCGGGGGAGGAGAGCUUCCACGUGGGCUCCGCGGCCCAGAACUCACUGGGCCUGGAACUGGGCCCCCAGCCUCAGGGCGUGCUGCGGGCCGACGACUUGGCGCGGAUGAGGACUGUGGUGGCCUCUGCUCUGGACUUCGUGGAGCUCUUCAACCGGGGCACAGCCUUCCCAGCCUUUGAGAUGGACGCCUACCGGUACCUGGACGGAGUGGACUUCCCACGCACAGCUGAGGGGGAGCUGGCGGGCACCGUGCACCCCCAGCUGCAGGACUGCGACUUUGAGCCGCUGCGGCCCGGCGCCCCCAUCUUCCAGAUGUUCAGCGGAGAGGACGUGUUCUACCAGGGGGACUCCACUGUGUACCCCAUAUUCAUCAACGAGGCCGCCUAUUAUGAAAAGGGCGUGGCUUUCAUUCAGACGGAAAAGAUCUCCUUCUCCGUGCCCGCCCUGCCCUAG